AUGAUCAAACUUUAUCCCUUACAAUUUCGAGAUCUCAUUUGUGCAGCCUUAGCCUCGAAAGCAUGUAAAAUAUUCUUUUAUUCAGCAGCUUUAUUCAGCUUGUCAAUAGACCAAGUAACAAGUACGAAAUCACUUGGAGUAUACAUUGAUAGCAAUUUAACUUGGAGUGACCAUAUUGAUAAACUAACCAAGAAAAUUGCUUCAGGAAUUGGGGCCAUUAAGCGAGUAAGACACCUUGUUCCUCAACUAACUUUGCAAAAAAUUUAUCACGCCCUAGUCCAGCCGCACUUUGACUAUUGUAAUGUCGUUUGGGGCAAUUGUGGUACUACUCUACAYAAUAAAUUGCAGAAACUACAAAAUAGAGCAGCCCGUGUCUUGACCCAUUCAAGCUACGAUGCCAGCGCUGACAAUCUUUUUAAAAUUCUGGGCUGGAAAACCCUAGAUUGCCAGCAACAAAUGGCACGUGCAACAAUGGUUUUUAAAUGUCGACAUGGGCUUGCUCCUAAUUAUCUUUGUAAUAAAUUUAGUAACCACAUUUCUUCAUAUGCACUAAGGGACUCUGUCGACAAAGUCAAUGUUCCAUUACCACGUACUAACUAUGGUAAAAAUAGCUUCAGUUAUAGUGGAGCUAUUGCAUGGAACAGCCUUCCAAGUAAACUAAGGCAGGCAGAGUCCCUUAGGCAAUUUAAACAUCUAUUAUUACAAACAAUUUAAGGCACGGCAUUCAUGGAAAACAGCUUUUUUAGUUGAUAUUUGUUUUUCGUUACAUUGUAUACGUGUUUUUAAUUACGUAUUGUAUGUUAGCUGAUGAUUAACCGUGGAUAAAUAAAGAUUUAUUAUUAUUA
Messenger RNA from Exaiptasia diaphana, 845 nucleotides. RefSeq lists its product as uncharacterized. The record is from RefSeq and is a predicted model, not a curated record. NCBI's taxonomy places the organism in Eukaryota, Metazoa, Cnidaria, Anthozoa, Actiniaria, Aiptasiidae. The transcript has 2 exons. Bases 1 to 714 code for a protein of 237 amino acids.